Messenger RNA from Mesorhabditis spiculigera, 726 nucleotides. Lineage: Eukaryota; Metazoa; Nematoda; Chromadorea; Rhabditida; Rhabditidae. The record is from the annotation of a GenBank genome assembly.
AUGGAUCUCACCCCAAACAGAGCAUCAACCCCAAACAUCCCGACGUCUACCCUCUCCUCAACCCAUUACCCCUACGUCUUUUUCUCCGAAAAUACACACACUAUGCAGUUCUCAACAGGGUUUACAAUAUUCCUGUUCUUCUUUGUGAUCAAAGUCACGGCAGAAGAAGACUCUGUACCUCCAGAAUCUGUCACCCACCACCCGAAGCGACGUGUCGUAUUCCGAACGACGCCGUCCCAGUUUAUUAACAAAUGCGUAAAUGGUGAAUUAAACGAUUCUGGGCGUUGCGUAUGUGAUUCCGAAUUCGUUGGAAAGCAUUGCGAGAAGAAGAAAAACUGCGCAACAUUUAGGAGAUAUCGGAAUGGAACGUGUUUGUCGUGCUCGACCGGUUAUGCUGGUCCAUUUUGCGAAGAUAUUAUGUGUGAGCAUGGCGAGGUUGACCCGACUGGGUUGAAAUGUAUUUGUGAAAAGCCAUGGGUCGGCCCAUUCUGCUCAGAACUUCAAACGGAACGUGUCCUUUCCUAUUAUAACAAUAAGGCGUAUUUAAUGGGGCCCGUCGGUGUCCUCAGCGUCAUACCCAUGUGUCUGAUUUUGCAUAUCUGUGAAAGAAUGGCUCACAAGCGACAGGUGAAACGUGUCCAAGAGCAAUUAGGCGAUGAUGUGAACGCCGACCGAAAAGUGUUAGACUCCUUAUUAAAGAAGGACGAUGAGGGAAUUUUGCUGCCG